Messenger RNA from Ipomoea nil (Japanese morning glory), 1183 nucleotides. RefSeq names its product 40S ribosomal protein S2-3-like. The transcript is spliced from 2 exons. Gene Ontology annotation, biological process: translation. Gene Ontology annotation, molecular function: RNA binding; structural constituent of ribosome. The coding region runs from base 110 to 928 and encodes 272 amino acids. Lineage: Eukaryota; Viridiplantae; Streptophyta; Magnoliopsida; Solanales; Convolvulaceae. Gene Ontology annotation, cellular component: cytosolic small ribosomal subunit; ribosome. The record is from RefSeq and is a predicted model, not a curated record.
CAUUGCAAGUCCAAAACCCUAGCCGGUGAUACUCUUUACAAACCUUUUUUCGGCUGUGGUUCUGCUACUUUCAUCUUAACAUAAACUAUCAAGUCUAUCAGAACCAAUCAUGGCUGAGAGAGGGGGCUUUGGCCGUGGUUUUGGAGGACGCGGGCGUGGUGGGGACCGCGGAGGUCGCGGACGGGGUGGCCGCCGCGGCCGCCGUGAUACCGAAGAGGAGAAAUGGGUCCCGGUGACCAAGCUCGGCCGUCUUGUGAAGGAAGGAAAGAUUCGCUCCCUCGAACAGAUCUACCUUCACUCACUUCCCAUCAAGGAGUACCAGAUCAUCGACACUCUUGUCGGCCCGUCUCUCAAGGAUGAGGUGAUGAAGAUCAUGCCGGUCCAGAAACAGACCCGGGCCGGCCAGAGAACCCGGUUCAAGGCCUUCGUGGUCGUCGGCGACGGAAACGGACACGUUGGCCUAGGAGUGAAGUGUUCCAAGGAAGUCGCGACCGCGAUUCGCGGCUCAAUUAUCCUGGCCAAGCUGUCUGUGAUUCCGGUGAGGAGAGGCUACUGGGGGAACAAGAUUGGGAAGCCCCACACUGUGCCCUGCAAGGUCACCGGAAAAUGUGGCUCUGUCACCGUGCGCAUGGUUCCAGCUCCUCGUGGCGCGGGAAUCGUCGCCGCUAGGGUUCCUAAGAAGGUGCUUCAGUUUGCUGGUAUUGAAGAUGUCUUUACUUCGUCUCGCGGCUCAACCAAAACCCUCGGCAACUUUGUCAAGGCAACUUUCGACUGUCUUAUGAAAACCUAUGGCUUCCUAACACCCGACUUUUGGAAGGAGACUCGUUUUACGAAAUCUCCUUUUGAAGAGUACGUUGAUAUAUUGUCAAAGCCUGCAACAAAGGCUAUUGUGUACACUGAAGAGCCCACGGAGCGGGUGGAGGCUUGAGUGGUAAUGGUUUUGUGCUGAUGUUUUUUUGCUAGAACUUUAAACGUUUGAGAUAUCAGAGAUAUGGCAGUUGAGGUUGUCUUUUGUUUUCAGGGAUGUUUUGAUUUACAGUAUCCAGAGAAUCAUUGUUUAAUCUAUCAUGAUAUAUAGAUGUCUGUUUGAUCAUAGUUCACUGUGCAAAUUUUGGGUCUUGCUUUAGUGUUUCAUGGUGUCAUUGUUUUCUAGCAGGUGUAUAUAUGCUAUUUCAUUUUGUCA